AUGUCUGCCGCCUCGACGCCUCUGUCUGCUGGACGAUAUGUCUCCCCCUCUCCGGUCCCAGGGUACGGCCACUCGCCGUCUCCAGUGCCGUUCGUUCCCCGUGCCUCGCCCCCGGCCCCAGGGUCAGCUACUUCCUCCAAGCCAAGUGGACCCAAAGUGAAACCGGCGAAUGUGUUUUCUAACGAUGGCUCUUUUCUUGAACGUUUUCAGCGAAUAAAGCAGGAGGAAGACGAGAAGAAGAAACAGGAAGAAGCCUUAGCAAGGAAGCGGACCUUCGAUGAGCGAUUUAAAAAGAGGGGCAAGCGUGCAUCUCCUGAGGCUACCGUUCCAACCGAUACUACAGAUGAACCUGCAGUUAAGAAGGCGAAGUCUGACAAGCCUUUGACCGACUACGAGAGACAAGUGAAGAGCUAUGGGACCAGUCUCAAGGAUAGCGGGAUUGGUGUGCGACCACUUGUGAAGUAG
Molecule: messenger RNA, 465 nt
Organism: Gloeophyllum trabeum ATCC 11539
Lineage: Eukaryota; Fungi; Basidiomycota; Agaricomycetes; Gloeophyllales; Gloeophyllaceae
Exons: 5
Coding region: 1-465 (154 amino acids)
Source: RefSeq, a predicted model, not a curated record